Molecule: messenger RNA, 2450 nt
Organism: Dendrobium catenatum
Lineage: Eukaryota; Viridiplantae; Streptophyta; Magnoliopsida; Asparagales; Orchidaceae
Exons: 4
Coding region: 1-2415 (804 amino acids)
Source: RefSeq, a predicted model, not a curated record
AUGAAUGGCUUGGACUUGCCUCUGGAAACAGCCAGUAGAAAUCAAAUCAUUAAUGAGAACUUUGAGGUAAAACAAUCCAGCUUAAAAAAUAAUUCUCAUGAAGAUGGAAGUUCUGUAAAGAUGUUGAUGAAUGAGAUGUAUAAUAGAGAAAAAUCUAAAUGUGGCGGACAAAAUGUUGUUGCUCGAUUAAUGAACAUGGAUACUUUGCUGCCAAAAACAGGACCAGCAAUGGAAGCCAUGGAAUGUUUAGAUGAAAAUUUAUGGAAACACAGUCCAACAAUGUCACAUUGUGAGAGUACUAAAGUCAAUCUGAGAUCACUUCUUUUGACCACAGCGAAAUCGCCAUUGAAUUAUAAGCAGCAGUUUUCCAUUCCUCCAACCAAAAGCUCUAGUUCUGCAAAACCACACCGCAGAGAACAUUCACAAGAAGAGCAACUACAGAAAUUUAAAAAAGAAUUUGAAGCAUGGCAAGAAUCCAAAUUAUGGGAGUUUUCAAGCAGCCUUGAACAAUACAGUAGUGAAGAACUUAAAAAUGAACAAAUUCUUGCACUGGAAAACCUCAAAAAAGAGAAGAUGGCAGCAUAUACGAACAUUUGCUUGAUGCCCAAAAUAGAAGAUGAUAUGGCUAUAAGCAGAGAAAAAGCAGCUAAUAGUUCUGAACCUGCAUCCACUGCCAAGUUUCAGGAGAAAAGGUGUACACCUUGUUCUCCCACAAGGAUUGUGAUUCUCAAACCUGGUUCAGAUAUGAAGGAUGAAAUGGAAGUACCGUGGCAUGGCUCACUCGCGGUAGCUAAAAAAGGUGGUAGCAUGGAAGAUUUUCUUGAGGAGGUGAAGGAAAGGCUCAGAUUGGAAAUGGAGGGCAAGGGAAAAAAUGGUUCUAUCAGGAGGUUGGGAGUAGGUCAUACUUCCCUUCAUGAAAGUUCAACAGAUGCAAAACAGCAGGCUCGGGAAGCAGCAAAGCAUGGGGCAAUGUUGCGAAGAUCACAAUCUCUGAUAACUUAUAGGAGUGCAUUCCAUUUUGACGAACAGGAGUCCUCUAAGUCCAUCAAGAGAGAGACUAGAAAAUUCAUAUAUGAUAGACUGAAAAAUGUCUUAAAAGAUAAUACUGAAAUGAAGGAACCUAUGCUUGAGGAUGAAAACAUUGGGAAGUCACUCUCAGCAAAAGAAACGGCUAUAUCAAGAUCAGUUUCUGGUUUCUCCAAGGAGGAAAAAGAUGCUAGUUUUUGGGAGGAAAAGAAGGCUGUGAAUGAAUCAAUACCUAAGCAUUUAAGACAUGAACAGAUUAAAAUGGUACCAUUGAGUGAUGAAGCUAUGUCGCUUUCAAACUUUGAUGGAUCAUUUUUUGCUUCUGGCACUGGAUCUGCAGAAGAUGGCCGAGUAGCACCUGAGGCUCAGAAUUUUCAGAAGCAUGAGGCAUCUAAAAAUGAUUCAGCAGCUGUCAAAAAAAGAAAAAAAUAUGCCUUCAGCAUCAAAAGCACAGUUUCAAAUCUGAAACGGAAUUUGGGUCUGAGGGGCAAUUUUUUUGGGAAGAAGGCCUCUUCAAUGGGGGAAUCAACUGUAGACACAGUUCAUCAUGUGAAGUCGAAUGAGACUGCUCCCUUAGCUAUCAUAAAUUUUGGUAUUGUGCAGGACAACUCGACUGAAGUACCACCAAGCCCUGCCUCAUUUUCCUGCAGUCCGAUUAAUGAGCAUCAUAGUCCUGUAUCCCCAUUUGAAGAUCCUUUUGGUGAUGGUCAUUCAUCAGCACAAGUCUCAGGCGAGUUGAGCAUGUCCUUAUUAGAGUUUGGAAGCAGUUCAGUACAUGUUGAGAGAGAAAGAUGUGGAAUGGCAACUCAAACUCGACUUUAUGAAAGUAAUGAAACAAUACUAACUGAAGGCUGUGGAGAAGCUUAUGUAAGAGAUAUCCUUGUUGUUUCAGGGUUUUACAGGUCCUGUUGGCCUUUAUAUCAAGCAAUUUCAAGGAUGGAUGGACAAGUAAAACCAAUCUCUUCUUGUGUUUUUGAUGAAGUAGAGGAGAAGUGCAGAAAACUCAAGACUGUGGAUGAUGAUAGCUCAACAAUGAGGCUUGGGGAUAUCGAUAUCGAUCGUAAGAUGUUGUUUGAUUUAGUGAAUGAGGCAUUAUCGAGUGUGCUAGAUUCUUCUAUGACCCAAUUAAUGUCGAAAAGAUUGUCUCACUAUCUCUCAAAACUACCUCAUGGAAGAAAAUUGCUUGAUGACUUAUUGAUUCAGAUUCAGAUACAUUCAAAUCCUAAGGUUGAACAACCCCAAUCUAUAGAUGACAUAGUGGUCUGGGAUCUGAAGUUGAUGCCUUUGUUAACUGCUGCUCAUGAAGAUAUAAGUUCUCUGGGUAGGGAAAUAGAAUGGGUGAUCAUGAGAGAGUUGAUGGAUGAUUUAUUGUCAGAAUGGUUGGUUUAAUUCAUUAUGUUAUCAUUAGUAGUAUUUUUGCAACA